This is a messenger RNA of Camelina sativa (false flax), 1047 nucleotides long. RefSeq lists its product as uncharacterized. NCBI's taxonomy places the organism in Eukaryota, Viridiplantae, Streptophyta, Magnoliopsida, Brassicales, Brassicaceae. The record is from RefSeq and is a predicted model, not a curated record. Gene Ontology annotation, molecular function: 8-oxo-7,8-dihydroguanine DNA N-glycosylase activity. Gene Ontology annotation, cellular component: nucleus. Gene Ontology annotation, biological process: DNA repair; base-excision repair, AP site formation.
AUGAAUUUGAGAUUACAUCUUGGAGAGAUGAAAGAAACAUUCGAUAUGGAGAAAGCAGUGUGUAACCAUGGUUUCUUCAUGAUGGCUCCAAACGUGUGGAACCCUUCAUCAAAGUCACUACAUCGACCGUUAACCCUUUCGGAUUCUUCUUCCACGGAUGUGACCAUUUCUCAUCCCUCCGGACUCUCAUUUCUUGUAAUCCAAGUCCACGGCAUCAAUAAUGUUUCGAGAGUGGACGAAGCACUCAUCUUGCAACAAGUGGCGAGGAUGCUGAGGUUGUCAGACAAGGACGAACGUGACAUGGUUGAGUUUCAACAAGUCCAUGAGGCCGCAAGGAAGAGUGGUUUCGGUAGGAUUUUCCGCUCUCCGUCUCUCUUUGAAGAUAUGGUCAAAUCUAUUUUGUUGUGUAAUUCCGAUUGGGGUAAGACACUACUCAUGGCUUCUCGUCUCUGCAAAUUGCAAUCAAAGCUAGCUGACGGCACAGUUAGGCCUCUUAGCGUAUCAAAAAAGAGAAAACUAAACCCAAAACCCUGGAUGGCAGCUAAUGGAAACUUCCCGAGUGCCAAGGAAAUAGCAAGCCUUGAUAAAGAUGUGAUAAAUGAGCACUGUAAACUUGGAUAUAGAGCAAAUCAAAUAGUAAACUUAGCAAAGAAGGUUGAAAAUGGUUCACUGAAUCUUGAAAAGAUGGAAAAGGGAGAGAUGGAAGUGGAUGAAGUGGUUGGGAAACUGAAAAAGUUAAAGGGCUUUGGUCCUUUUGCUAGUGCUACAGUGCUUAUGUGUAUGGGUUAUUACCAUCUUGUUCCAUCUGAUACCGAAACCUUAAGACUCUUACGUGAGGUGCAUGAAAACGAGGAGUGUUCGAAAGAGACGCUUGAGAAAGCAGCACAAUCAUUUUACGACCGAUUCUCUCCAUUCCAGUGCUUAGCCUACUGGUUUGACUUGAUCCAAAACUAUGAAACAAAACUUGGGAAGCUUAGCAAAUUGAGUCCCAGUGACUACAACAGUGUUAGCGGAUGCUGCCACAUGAAGCAGCUUAAGGCAAACUGA